Molecule: messenger RNA, 4946 nt
Organism: Pieris rapae (cabbage white)
Lineage: Eukaryota; Metazoa; Arthropoda; Insecta; Lepidoptera; Pieridae
Gene: Calx
Product: sodium/calcium exchanger 3
Exons: 8
Coding region: 89-2713 (874 amino acids)
Biological process (GO): calcium ion import across plasma membrane; sodium ion transmembrane transport; cell communication
Cellular component (GO): axon; sarcolemma; postsynapse
Molecular function (GO): calcium:sodium antiporter activity
Source: RefSeq, a predicted model, not a curated record
GUGAGAGGGAGCGAAUUGGCGCGCGCUUCAGUCAGGCGCCGGCCUCAGGCAGCGUCGGUCGUGUCAUGGAUCGUGCAAGGUAAAGGGCAUGCGGGCCGCGCUCGCCGCGCUGGCGGCUUGCUGCGUGGUAGCGAGCGCCGAGGUUCCCUCCGCGCGCCUCGCCCCGCGCAACACCACCGCCCAUCACGUCCUUCAGUGCAGUGAUGGGCUUGUGCUACCCGCCUGGCAACCUCUUGAAGAUGUCCCAAACCUCGAACUCGCGAUCCGCGGGUCCGUCUACUUCCUGUCACUACUCUAUCUAUUUAUCGGCGUAUCUAUCGUCUCUGAUCGCUUUAUGGCAGCCAUUGAAGUCAUCACCUCCAGAGAGAAAGAAGUGCGCGUACGGCGUAAUGGAAGUGAUCAAAUUAUUGUCGUGCGCGUGUGGAAUGAAACUGUAGCCAAUUUAACUUUAAUGGCACUUGGUUCGAGUGCGCCGGAAAUAUUAUUGUCAGUCAUCGAAAUAGCUGGGAAAAACUUCGAAGCUGGUGACUUGGGGCCUGGCACAAUUGUGGGAUCAGCCGCGUAUAAUUUAUUCGUUAUCAUCGCCAUUUGCGUUUUUGUGAUUCCGGACGGCGAAGUGAGAAAAAUAAAACAUCUGAGAGUGUUCUUGGUCACCGCGUCAUGGUCCGUGUUUGCAUAUGUUUGGUUGUAUUUAAUUUUAGCGGUGAUUUCACCAAGUGAAGUGGAAGUAUGGGAAGGCUUUGUCACAUUCCUUUUUUUCCCAGCCACAGUCUUAACAGCCUAUAUAGCUGACCGAAGGCUAUUAGUCUACAAGUAUUUGAAAAAGGGUUACCGUGUUAAUGAACGAGGCGUGAUCGUAGAAGUGGAAGGUGAUGGCUCAGUUGAAAUGGCCUUAAAACCCUGUGAUUUUGGUGACGAUGAAGAAGGCCGGGAACUUGAGAAAUCUAGAAAAGAAUACGUACAAGUGCUGCGUGAUUUAAGAAAACAACACCCUGAAGAGGAUUUAGAAACGGUUGAGCGAAUGGCACUAGAAACAUUAAUGGCAAAAGGACCAAAAUCUCGUGCAUUUUACAGGGUGGCAGCUACGCGUAAAAUGACCGGUGGUGGUGACUUUUCCAGAAAAAUAUCUGAAAGAGCACAGAGUGAUUUGAGCGAAGUUAAAGCUGAGCUGCAACGUCGUGAGUCAAGUUCAGUGACUGCGGAGCCCAGAGGACCACAUGUUCGCUUUGAUCCCGAUCAUUAUACGGUUCUGGAGAAUUGUGGUUCGUUUGAAGUACGUGUGGUUCGCGGCGGCGAUCUAAGCGGGGAAGUGACCGUUCAGUAUACCACAGAGGAUGGGACAGCGGAGGCUGGUUCAGAUUAUGUAGCUGCACAAGGAUCACUCACAUUCGGACAUGGAGAAACUGAAAAGAAAUUCUCUGUCCAAGUUAUAGAUGAUGAAGUCUUUGAGGAGGAUGAGCAUUUUUUCGUUCGACUCAGCACUCCAAAGGGAGCUUGCUUGGCCUCGCCUUCGAUGGCGACUGUGGUGAUCCUAGACGAUGAUCAUUCGGGUGUGUUUUCCUUUUCGCAAAGAGACUAUGAAUUGACAGAGUCGGUUGGGACGUAUGAGUUAAAAGUGGUAAGGACUGCUGGCGCCAGAGGUCGUGUGCGGGUUCCGUAUAACACAGAAGAUGGUACUGCAAAGGCUGGUGCACAGUUCGAGGCAUCUGAAGGACACAUUAUCUUUGAGAACAAUGAAACUGAAAAAGUAAUCCCGCUGCACAUAGUUGAAGAGGACAGCUAUGAGAAAGACGUACUUUUCUACGUCAACAUCGGUGACCCUGAGUUGCUUGAUGACCGCAACAAACCUGUAACAUCUAACCGUAAAGUGAACAAGUUGACAACGUUGGCGGAGGAAGAGUGCGUCGUCGCCAUGAUGGGGCUGCCUCGAGCUGGCGAGAUAACCAGAGCUCAGCUUAGAAUUAAAGAAAGCAAAGAGUUCAAGAAUACAGUGGACAAACUAGUCCAAAGGGCAAAUGCCUCGAUCAUUAUAGGGACUUCUUCCUGGAAAGAACAGUUCACAGAAGCUUUGACGGCCAGCUCAGAUAAUCCAGAUGAGCCACCGUCAUGUUUAGACUAUGUAAUGCACAUAUUAACGAUAUUCUGGAAGAUUAUAUUUGCAUUCGUGCCUCCGACUGAUAUCGGUGGUGGCUACGUCUGUUUUGUCGUGUCAAUAGUGUGUAUUGGCCUGGUAACUGCUGUAAUUGGCGAUGUGGCUUCACACUUUGGUUGCACACUUGGCAUCAAAGACUCCGUUACUGCGAUAAUAUUUGUUGCUCUCGGUACUAGUAUACCUGAUACAUUCGCGAGUAAAGUGGCCGCUAUACAAGAUAAGCACGCAGAUGCGUCAGUGGGAAAUGUGACUGGUUCGAAUGCAGUGAACGUCUUCCUUGGCAUCGGUGUAGCAUGGACCUUGGCUGCCGUGGUGCAUUGGACACGGAACGAGAAAUUCCACGUGGAUCCGGGAAACCUUGCCUUCAGCGUGACGAUGUUCUGUUCUGAAGCGGCACUGGUGGUGAUAGUUCUCAUGCUGCGCAGGCGAAAGUCAGUGGGUGGUGAGCUGGGCGGGCCGCGCGGUGUCAAAAUAAUCACAUCUCUGUUCUUCUUUUCUUUAUGGUUAACUUACCUCACAUUAUCUAGCUUAGAAGCCUAUGGCGUUAUAAAGGGAUUCUAAAAUACGACCAUCUCAAAUACGUCAAAAUCACUGACGAGUAAAUUGUCAGAUUCUGGCCAAUCAGAUUGCGUUUUGCGUGCGACGGGCGAAUUGGCCAAUCAUGAGACGCCAAAUUUAUGAGUAUUAAAAUGUAUAGGAUUGAACUUAAUUAUAAACUAUUAGUUAAAACUAUAAUUAAUUUGUUUGGCAAGAUUUAUGCUGAACCGAUAAAAUUUUUUUUUAGACAAUAGGUUGUUUUGUUUAAGAACAUUUAUUAUUAAUGAAGCGAUACACUGGUUACCAUAGCAACGUUGUUGACAAGUUUGCGCGCGUAAUCAGUAAUUUGAUUAAAACUUUGUAUUAUUUAGAAUUUUAUACAAUUAAUUUCAAUCCAAUAAUAAAAGUUUAAAACGUUGGUUGUCCAGUGAGUAGGUAGUCAUAAAAAUAAUUUAUUUAGAUUAAACACUAAUAUGCAUAUUUAUUUCGUAGUUAGGAAUAUAAAAUUUAUAAUUUUGUUACUAAUAUUUAUUGUUUUUAUAGAAAAAUUUUAUACAGUCACGUUCAAUAUUUUACGAAUAAUCAAUUUAUUUGACAUCCAAUCAAAAUCUAGAAACAUCCUAAAAAUUUCUCGUUGCCUCCAAUGUUGGCAUCAAACGUUUCUGUUGAUGGAUCUUUGAGUAAGAUGAAGUAUUUUAACAAGAUCAAAUAUUUGUGAAAAAAUACUUAUUGCUCGCGCCGGGAAUGAGACAGUAUCUGGGACAUGGGAUAUGGGACAGCUCAAUUGGGACAGUAUUGUAUCUGUUUCUAAAUUGAUCUGCCCCUUUUCGCGAUGUAUCAUAUAUUCGACUCCAGUUUUACUAUACAUUUAAAAUAAUUUGUUAUUCGUAAAUGUAUAAACAGAGCCGUAGUUAGUUCAUUUUUCGUUAACUGGACGGGUGUGAAUUUUAAACAUAAGGCACUAGUUGAAUAUGUAGUUCUUUGCAAAUUGAGGCAUUGUGCUCAAAAUAUGUACAGGUAGCGAGUCUCUUCUUCCUUAGAAUGUGCUUUUCUCUAUAAUGGCACAUUAAUUUAUUGGAAUGGCAACACACAGCUGAUUGAACUUUAAGACAUCGGCAAGCCUUCACAUGUGUAUCUACGUAAAUAAGAUAGGUGUAGAUAAGUCAUCAAAGAUGUAGAAAUUUGGAUGGCAGCAGUUUAUUAUUAGCAAAGCAUGCGAUUGGGAUUACGACAUAAAAACCUAAGAAUAACGUGACUUUAAAUUUCAUUGUUACUUAAUUGAAUUAAUCAUUUCUAUAAUGGUUUUGAUUAUGAAUUAAAAAUUCUUAGGCUCAAUACGAUACGAAAUUUUACGUAAACAUAGGCCUCAUUUUUUCACCUGGUUUACUUUAGAGAACCACAAAAUUCUUAAAAGAAUAUAUAACAUCCGUAAAGUAUUUAAAGAAAACGCUUUAUAAAUGGAUUAAAGCUGUGUAUUAUUGUAAACUUAUAACAAUACUUAUAAAUAAUUAAAUAUAAGUUAAAUUAUUAAUAACAAUACAUAAUUUAACUUAUAAUUAAUUAUAAGUUUAUUAUAAUACAACAAUUAAAAUCAACGGAUUGAAUCUACAUUCAAUAAAGUGUUUUCUAUUAAUAUGUAAUAUUAUUAAAUAAAAUACAGGCAGUAUUCAAACGUACUUCGUACUCAGCCAUGCCCUUAAUAUUAGAUAAGCAUCUUGCACCUUUGCUCAUAAAAAUAUGCAAUAAAUUACUAUGUGAAUUCGUCAUUCCAAUCGGCGUGGCAUGCUUAUAAGCCUUGAGGGCUGUGGUUAAAGGUCUAACUAGAUUAUAAAUAGAGAAUAUAUCUGUAUAGUGUGUCGUAGUAAUUGUGGGAUUAUAUAGAAGAAUAUAUAAGUCACUCUCUUGAGAGGAUUUCAGAUCUAGUCGUAGUCAUGACGUGUUUGAUAGUUUUAUUCAAUAUGUCUUUGAUGUAAAAAUGUGUUCAGUGUCAUAGGGACCUGCGAAUUUGUGGUUUCAUGUACUUGUUACUUAAUAGAAGUUUUUUUUCAAAUUCUUCAUAAGAGCGGUAAUCCGAUAAAUAAAUAUAAUAUAUUUUUAAUUUUAUGUAAGUAUAUAUUAAAGACUUAUUAAUAUCGUCUCGUCUCAAAUUGAUCUUAGUAUUUACUAAGAUCAAAAUAAGAUUUCCGAUAUAAAUCCUUUUUGAUAAGGUAGUAGUAUACCCAGAGGGUUCUCAUACGUAGACGUAUACGUAACACAU